This is a messenger RNA of Chiroxiphia lanceolata (lance-tailed manakin), 2098 nucleotides long. RefSeq names its product lysosomal associated membrane protein family member 5 (gene LAMP5). Gene Ontology annotation, cellular component: membrane. Lineage: Eukaryota; Metazoa; Chordata; Aves; Passeriformes; Pipridae. The coding region runs from base 285 to 1103 and encodes 272 amino acids. The record is from RefSeq and is a predicted model, not a curated record. The transcript is spliced from 6 exons.
CGUGCGUACGCCCCGUCCCUCGGCGUGGGCGCCUCCAUCAGCUCCGCCGGCAUCUCCCCUCCUCCUCCUCCUCCCCGCACACCCACACACUUUCCCCGUCCCUCCUCCCCGCCACUCCGCAGCAGAGUGCUUUUGCAGCCUGACGGCUCCUGAGAAAGGAGGUGUGCAGCUUUUUUUUUUUUUUUCCUUUUUAUUUUUAAUUUUUUUUUUUCUUUUCUCCGGAGCGGACCCUUUGGGAGGAGCAGCUGCAGCAGCCGCGGCCACGCCGGGACCGAGCAGGGAGGAUGGCCGGGGGGCGCCUCCCGGGGCUGCUUCUCCUCUUGCACGCCGCGGCUCGCCUGGCCGCCGAGCAAGAAGUUGAAAACCUCUCCGGGCUCUCCCCUAACCCCGAGAAGGACAUCUUCGUGGUGCGGGAAAACCGGACGACUUGUCUCAUGGCCGAAUUCGCCGCCAAGUUCAUCGUCCCCUACGACGUGUGGGCCAGCAACUACGUGGAUCUGAUUACGGAGCAAGCCGAUAUCCCGCUGUCACGGGGCGCCGAGAUGAAGGGCAAGUGUGGCACUAACGAGUCGGAGCUGGAGCUCUCCUGGCUGGAGCAAGCGUACACCCUCAAACUCUUUUUCCUGAAGGAGGGGCACAACACGUCCCGAGGGCCGGAGGCGUUCUGGAGGCUCAGCCGGAUCCAGUUCACCUACGACACCUCCGAGCGCACCUACUUCAAGGACGCCGUGAGCCCCGGGAAGCACACGGCCAGCUCGCACCGGCUCUCGGCCCUGGUCACCCCCGCUGGGAAGUCCUACGAGUGCCAGGCCCAGCAGACCAUCUCCCUCAUCUCCAGCGACCACCAGAAGUCCGUGCAGCUCCUGCUGUCGGAAGUGCGGCUCCAGCCCUUCGACAUCCCCGCAGAUUUUGUCUUCAGUGAAGAACACAAGUGCCCAGUGGACCAGAGGGAGCAGUUGGAAGAAACUCUGCCUCUGAUUUUGGGCCUGAUCCUGGGCUUGGUGAUCGUGAUCACCCUUGGCAUUUACCACAUCCACCUCAAGCUGACAGCCAGCCAAGUGCAGAUUCCUCGGGACAGAUCUCAGUACAAGCACAUGGGAUAGGGAGCGGGAUCGAGCAACCCGAGUAUUCAUCAGGUAGAAAAAGCAAAAGCACUUUUUUUCCUGUGGGUGAGGAAAGGUUAUGGGGGGGCAAGAGAUGGUAUUCACAGCACCUCAUGGUGAGCAUUUCAUGGGGACACGCAGGUCAGGGCCAGGCCUUCACUCAGUCAGGGCAGAGUCUGUAAGAGGACUCGGUGUCUGAUGUGAGGUGUCUGUGGCAGUAGGUGGUUUGAAUACCUUCUUAAGCAGCUGGGCUGAUCAUCUGGAAACAGAAAUGCUUCACAUGUCAAAGUUUAACAUUGGGAGCAAAAUUAGCUUUUUUUUGUUCUUUUUUUUUUUUUUUUUUACCUCCCCCCGCGCUGCUCUGGGAAGUGUUGAGCCCUCUCUGCUCCUGUCCGUGCAGGGAGCAGGGCUGAGGGACAGAGCCCCUUCAUUCAGGCCCUUUAAUGAAGGGACUCAAACCACAUUCCUAAGUUUGCACCCAUGUUAAGGACAGCAUGGAGGCAAAUACAGGUGUGUUUUGAAAAAAAAAAAUUAAAGGUCGGAACCUGGAGCUGAUAUUAACUGGAGUAACUCCAGUGGAGCAGAUCAAAGUCAGCUGUGGAGCUGACCCCACACUUGAGAUCGAGUGAAGAAAGUUUGUUUUUGCUUCUUGAGCCACAUCAGAACUCAACUUUAAAAAAAAAAAAGUAAAAAAAAAAGUAUCGAUACACAAAUUAUAAAGUGCCGUGCUACUGCAAGUCAACUGAGAAAUGCUUCUGGCUGGACAUCCUGCACGUAUUGUGAUUGUUGUUGAGAUGUUACAUUGCUACCUGCAACUGAUAUUUUCACAACAAAACAAAAAAAAAAAAAAGAAGAAAACAGUAAUGUUCAAGUUACUAUGCAGAUUAUUCAGGUAUAAUCUAAUGUAACAGAAAAAAAUAUAAGGGAGUCCUCAAAAUCUAUCCUUAAAUGUAGACAAUUUUUAAAAUUAAUUAAAACAUGUACAUAUAUAAUAA